Molecule: messenger RNA, 1413 nt
Organism: Lactuca virosa
Lineage: Eukaryota; Viridiplantae; Streptophyta; Magnoliopsida; Asterales; Asteraceae
Source: the annotation of a GenBank genome assembly
AUGGCUGGCAGAUUGUUGAAGCUUUCAUUGAAUUUCUGUGAUAUAGAUUACACAGUACUGAUUUUCAAAUGCAUUAAUUUCCCAGAUACAUUCUGUGUAAAUACUGUUAUCAAGGCAUAUGCUUCCGGUUCUUUGCCCACCAAAGCUGUAGGAUUCUAUUUUGAAAUGCUUGAAGAAGAAGGGGUGUUGUUUAAACCCAAUAGUUUUACAUUCCCAUCUAUGAUUAGCUCCUGCACAAAAACAAAGGAUUCUGUAUUGGGUGAAAAAUGUCAUGGGCAGGCUGUAAAGGUUGGUGUUGACAGAACUUUACACGUAGAGAAUGCUUUAAUCCACAUGUACUCUGGGUGUGGAUUAAAUAAUGUUGCAUGGAAGGUGUUCGAUGAAAUGUCAGUGAGAGACUUGGUGUCCUGGAAUUCAAUUGUAGAUGGGUAUGUUAAAGUAAAUGAUAUGGAAGCUGCCCAUAAGCUGUUUGAUAAAAUGCCCGAGAGAAAUGUGGUAUCUUGGAACGCCAUGAUGAAGGGUUAUUUAGAUGUCAAGAACCCUGGCCUUGUGCUAAAGUUGUUCAGGAAAAUGGUCACAACAGAUGGAAAAGGAAAUGACACAUCGAUUGUGACUGUGCUUACUGCAUGUGGCAGAUCUUGUAGUUCAAAAGAAGGAAGAUCUGUUCAUGCUGCUGUUAUCCGAAUGUUCAUGGGUGUAACUUUGAUCAUUGGAACAUCUCUAAUCGAUAUGUAUAGUAAAUGCGGGAGACCAGAUGUAGCUCAUGUCAUCUUCAACACAAUGUUAAUCAAAAACAUCGUGUGUUGGAAUGCAAUGAUUUCAGGGGAAUCCAUUCAUGGGAAGAACCCAAAACACGCACUCCACCUGUUCGAUGAAAUGCUAAAACUAGUUGACAUAACUCCAGACGAAGUAACAUACAUCGGUGUGUUAUGUGCUUGUGCACGCGAAUCCUUGCUGACAGAAGGUCAAAACCACUUUCUUGAAAUGACCAAAAAAUUCAAUAUAAAACCUUCUUUCGCACAUUAUUGGUGCAUGGCUAAUCUAUAUGCAAGCCAUGGUUUAGUAAAAAAAGCAGUUGAAUUCUUAAAAAAUAUGCCAGUUGAUGUGGGGUUGUCACCCCAAUCGUCAUUAUGGGCUGGCUUACUAGGAUCAUGUCGUUUUAAUGGUGACGUGGCAAUUGGAGAACAAAUUGCAAAAACUUUGAUUGAAGAUGAUCCUUCAAAUAAUUCGUAUCAUGGUUUGCUUCUUAUAAUCUAUGCUGUGGCUGGGCGAUGGGAAGAUGUGACCAAAAUGAAGUGUAUGAUGGAGGAGAGAGGGGUUAGUGUGCCCGGAUUUAGUCUUGUAGAAUUGACCGAAAUAGUUCAUAGUCUUAAAGUGGAAGAUAAUAUAUCUAUGCUCCACAAAUAUGGAUGA